This is a messenger RNA of Gongylonema pulchrum, 303 nucleotides long. The record is from the annotation of a GenBank genome assembly. Lineage: Eukaryota; Metazoa; Nematoda; Chromadorea; Rhabditida; Gongylonematidae.
AUGCGGGAAAAAGCACACUUCUCGCAGCUUCUCAAAGUUAUGUUGCUUAAUCUUGAUAAAUUGCAGGUGGAAGUGUUUCAAAGUGAGACUGGUCGGUUUACUGCUUAUGUUAACUUUGAUCGUCUGGGACCUGCUCAAACAAUUCGGCAAACAAUGUUAAAUCGAUUGAAAAUGAAGCUGGGCCCGAGGCUUUGGGUUCAUUCGCCAGGAGAUAUCACUGAUCAAAGUGGAAUGCACAGUCCUGAUCUAUACACUUCCGAAGAGCAAGCAGACGCAAUGCAGCUUGAGCGUGAAAAACAGUAA